This is a messenger RNA of Ruditapes philippinarum (Manila clam), 898 nucleotides long. RefSeq lists its product as uncharacterized. Lineage: Eukaryota; Metazoa; Mollusca; Bivalvia; Venerida; Veneridae. The annotation marks the transcript as partial. The record is from RefSeq and is a predicted model, not a curated record. The transcript is spliced from 4 exons.
CGGAAAAUAUCAGUACAGGAUGUUUAAAUGCAGUAUAUUAUUUUCGCAGGAUUUGAGGAACUUGGGAUAAAUAUAUUAAAUCGGGAUGGCACAUGAGACACAUUUAAAGAACAACAAAUACCGACAGUUGGUCAAGGCAGACCUAGGCCUUCGCUAUCUUCAAGAGGGACUUGCGCCAUUUUGUGAUGACAUAGGAAGACAGCAGCACAAAGAUAUUAUAAACCAAAUACAACAAACAAAGACUCCUCAACCAAAUGUACCAUGCGUCGCCUGUCAGAUAACAACUCUCCAGCCAGACCAUGUCCGAGUCUCAAGAGGUAUAUGUCCCUUCAAGCAAGAUAAAUGCAACUGUUGCUUUCCAAAUAAUAAGAAACCCUGUCCAAACAACGUAUGUGGUGCCAUCUAUGACAACAUUAUACAGAAUCAUGCAUCAAUGCCACCGGCACCUUUUUGGAGAAAUAGUGAUGCCCAACAGUGGUCAACAGACCCAUGGAGCGUGUGUAAAUGUUUUAUAAAUGCUCCUGGGUACAAGGCCAUUACAUCAGCAGCCGACACUGAUAUUACAGGGUUGCUACAUCUUAUCAUAAAUGACAAAUAUUUUCAUAGUCAUAUUGGAUGCAAUGUUGCAGGAACUAACAAUCUUUUUGCAAAGGUACGACAGUUUAGAAAUAUGAUUGUUCACUCUACAAGUAUGGAAUUAGAGGAACAUGAGUUUAAUACUUACAUUGAUGAUAUGAUAAGUGUUUUACAAGAUGGUAUGGAACUAGUACACAGACAAGAUGCACAGCAAGCAGUACUAAAACUUCAAGAACUUAAGGAGGAUUUCGUUAUAACUUCUGAAAUCAAGGAUGAAAUGUCAGAAAAUGUUGCUGCUGAAGAGGAACAUGAGGAGCUUAAG